Molecule: messenger RNA, 1374 nt
Organism: Abrus precatorius (Indian licorice)
Lineage: Eukaryota; Viridiplantae; Streptophyta; Magnoliopsida; Fabales; Fabaceae
Product: putative disease resistance protein At3g14460
Exons: 1
Coding region: 1-1374 (457 amino acids)
Molecular function (GO): protein binding
Source: RefSeq, a predicted model, not a curated record
AUGCCAUCCCAUAUGAGGCACUGUUUUGCAUACUUCUCCCUUUAUCCUAAAGAUUCUGGCUUCACUAGCUCUCAAAUUACUAAUCUUUGGGUGGCACUUGGUUUACUCCAAUCCUCAGAUGGUAGUCAAAAGCAAGAAAAUAUUGCAAGGCAAUAUAUAGAUGAGUUACGUUCAAGAUCAUUUCUUCAGGAUUUUGAGGACUUUGGCCACUUUUACUAUUUCAAAGUACAUGAUUUGGUACAUGAUCUUGCACUGUAUGUUGCAAAAGAGGAGUUUGUAGUGGUGAACUCUCAUACUCGGAAUAUACCUGAACAUGUAAGGCAUUUAUCAAUUGUUGAAAAUAAUUCACUUGGCCGAACUUUGUUCCCCAAAUCCAGAAGUGUGAGAAGUAUACUCUUUCCUAUAGACGGAGUGGGUCUUGACAGUGAAACUCUGUUGGAUACAUGGGUAGCAAGGUACAAAUACUUACGGGUUUUAGAUUUAAGUGAUUCUUCAUUUCAGACCCUACCUAAUUCAACUGAUAAAUUGGAGCAUCUUCGAAUUCUGAAUCUUUCUAAUAACCGCAAAAUCAAAAGGCUUCCUCAUUCUAUAUGCAAACUCCAAAAUUUGCUAGUUUUGUCACUUAGAGGAUGCAUGGAGCUUGAAACAUUGCCUAAAGGAUUAGGGAAGCUGAUCAGCCUUCGACAACUGUAUAUAACCACAAAACAAUCUGUUCUGUCACAUAAUGAAAUUAGCAGCUUGAGUAAUCUUCAAACUUUGAGUUUUGAAUAUUGCUACAAUCUGGAGUUUUUGUUUGGAGUGGAACAACUCUCUUCCCUUGAAGCCUUGAUUGUUCAAUCAUGUAGGAGCCUGAAGUCCUUACCUCUCUCUAUUCUCCCUAAAUUAGAGGCUCUAUUAAUCUUGGACUGUAAGAUGCUAAAUCUGUCACUGAUGCAUGAAAACCCAAUCGAAGAAUGGCCUAAAGUUGGAAGUCCAGUCCAAAGAUUGAGUUUGAAAUUUUUGCAUCUUGAGUAUUUUCAACAGCCACAUAAAUUGCCAAGAUGGAUUGAAGGAGCUGCAUAUACUUUACAGACUUUGUUAAUUUUGAAUUUUUCUAAUCUUGAGAUGCUUCCUGAAUGGCUAACAACAAUGACUCAUCUUAAAAUGCUCCAUAUUGUUAACUGUCCUCAACUGUUUUAUCUCCCAAGUGACAUGCAUCGCCUCACUUCCCUUGAAGAUCUGACUAUAGAUGGUUGCUCUGUGUUGUGUAGAAGAUGUAAGCCACAAUCUGGUCAAUACUGGCCCAUGAUUGCUCACAUCAAACGCCUUUCCAUUGGAGAACCAGGACCAGAGUGGUAUUCCAUGUUCUCCAAUGAAGAUGAAGAAAAAAGGUAA